Messenger RNA from Melanotaenia boesemani (Boeseman's rainbowfish), 4807 nucleotides. RefSeq names its product glypican 4 (gene gpc4). Gene Ontology annotation, cellular component: extracellular region; cell surface; plasma membrane. The transcript is spliced from 9 exons. Bases 689 to 2362 code for a protein of 557 amino acids. Gene Ontology annotation, molecular function: protein binding. Gene Ontology annotation, biological process: regulation of protein localization to membrane; regulation of signal transduction; cell migration. NCBI's taxonomy places the organism in Eukaryota, Metazoa, Chordata, Actinopteri, Atheriniformes, Melanotaeniidae. The record is from RefSeq and is a predicted model, not a curated record.
AUUGUAGUGAGCUGAGCAAAGUUCCAGGGUUGGAAGUCCCUGCUCCGCGCUCCACCCCUGGUGUUCCUGAUCUCCAGGUCUUUGUCCCCGGAACUCGCACUCACUCCUGGGUGUCCAGCAGGGCUUUCUACUCGCAUCUGGAUCCCAGCAAACAGCCCAGCGGUCCGGUGCUACAGAAACCACGGCGUCUUUAAGUUUUGAAAAGAAAGCAAAAGAAGAAAAGAAGACAGAAGAAAUCCGACUCGUUUUGUUUGUUUUGUUUUUCCUCCGGUAACUUUCUGCAGCCUGCUGUCCUCCCCGUGGUUUACGCUUUCAUCGACGCUGUGAAGCAGUAGUGUGGCUGAGAUUGUCCAAGAAAAAAAAGUUUUUACACGUUUAAAAAACGCUGUUUUCACCCGCACAGUUUUGUCUUUUUAUCGAGUCUGGUACUCGGUAUUUAACAGGCGUAUCUAGCUUUUAAACGGACGUUAUUUGAGCAGGUUUUAGAGUUAUUUUCGGUGUUUUUUAGUAGUUUCAGAGCUGGCCUCAGAGCUGCGGUGAAUGAAGUAUCUGUUGAGCGUCUCCAUGAGGAAACUCUGCGUGGGAUUCGCAUAAACAUUGUCCCAUCUUACACACACCUGAGAGACCGUACACCUAUUUUCCCCCUUUUUUAUUAUUUUUUAUUGUGUUUUUGGCUUUAUCUGAUAAAAUGAAGACGCUGUUGGUGCUGUGUGUGGUUUGCACGCUGGUUGUUCUCUCUGUUUCGGGGACUGCGGAGCCAAAGUUGAAAAACUGUAACGAAGUUCGUGAUGCUUUCAGCUCCAAAGGCUUCAACAUUAACGAUGUCCCCAACAAAGGAGUCAACGGAGCCCCCUUGAAAGUGUGUCCACAGGGUUUCUCGUGCUGCACGGUGGAGAUGGAGGAGAAGCUGAGCCAGUACAGCCACUCGGAGAUCAAAGCUCCCGUGUCCAGGCUUAGCACCAACCUACAAGCCACUUUCAAACAGAGGCACGAACACUUUGACAAGUUUUUCCGCGAGCUUUUAAAAAAUGCCGAGGUGUCGCUGCACAACAUGUUCGUGAGAACGUACGGCAUGAUGUACGUGCAGAACGCCGAGCUGUUCAAGAACUUCUUCAGGGAUCUGACGCGGUACUACGUGUCUGGUAGCUCCUCCGUCAACCUGGACUCCAUGCUGGCGGACUUCUGGGCCGACCUCCUGGAGAGGAUGUUCCGGCUGGUCAACGUGCAGUACGAGUUCAGCGACGCCUACAUGGAGUGCGUCAGCCGGCACACGGAGCAGCUGCUGCCCUUCGGCGACGUGCCCCGCAAGCUCCGCAUCCAGCUCACACGAGCCUUCGUGGCCGCUCGCACCUUCGUAUACGGCCUCGCGGUCAUGCCAGAUGUGGUCAAUAAGGUGUCAGCUGUCGGGGCGUCUCCCAGCUGUGUGCAAGCGUCCCUGAAGAUGUUGUACUGUCCCUACUGCUCAGGCCAAGUGGCCCUCAAGCCCUGCCAGAAUUACUGUCUGAAUGUGAUGCGUGGCUGUUUGGCUAACCAGGCUGACUUGGACACAGAGUGGAACAACUUUCUCGACUCCAUGCUCAGUCUAGCCGAGAGGCUCGAGGGUCCCUUUAAUUUUGAGUCUGUCAUGGAUCCCAUUGAUGUCAAGAUUUCAGAGGCCAUCAUGAAUAUGCAAGAGAACAGCAUGCAGGUAUCUCAAAAGGUUUUCCAAGGAUGUGGGAUGCCUAAACCGAGCACGGCCUUCCGUUCCACACGUUCUGUCAAAGAAACCGGCUUUACCGGCCGUUUCCGCCCUUACAGUCCAGAUGCAAGACCCACAACUGCUGCUGGGACCAGUUUAGACCGACUGACCGCUGAAGUGAAGAAGAAGCUGAAACAUGCGAAGAAGUUCUGGUCGACGUUGCCUGAGACUGUGUGCGCAGGUGAGAGGACCGCACCUGGUGACGAGUGCUGGAACGGCACGGCCAAAAGCAGGUAUGAGUCGGUUGUCAUUGGUAACGGGCUGGCCAACCAGGUAUCGAACCCAGAUGUGGAUGUGGACAUAACGAAACCAGAUUCUGUGAUUCGGAGUCAGAUCGCGACUUUGAAGGAAACAACGAGCAGGCUUAAAGCAGCGCACAAAGGCCUUGACAUCACUUUUGACAUAGAUACAGAAGGCAGUGGAGGAGAGGAGAGCGGCAGCGGUUGCGAUUCUCCAUCUUGCAACACAGAUCAGGACAUUUACUUCUCAACUCCUCCAAACCCUGGCAAUCCCCGGAUUAAUCAAGUGCACAAAAUCCCAUCAGCUGGGGCGGCCUUCCGGGCUAGCAUGGCGCUGGCGGUCUGCGGGUUGGCCCUGGCCAUGCUUGCCGCUCACUUGAGAUAAAACUGGCAGGAAGAGUGCGACCAGUAACAAAAAAACGAAGGGGAAAGCUGUCAGAGACUUUUUUUUAAAAAACUGCCUUCAGGACCUCAGACUGUCCGCUAUUUUGGGGGGGAAGCUCGUCUUGAUAUUACAGUAACUUCACUAUUAACUAUUUGUAUGUUUUUAAAGACAUCGUGUACAGCAGUAUGAUUUUCUUCCCCCGAAAAAAUCCCUCCCCCCCCCAGAUAAACCGAUACUCUGGCGGCUCCGUUGGAGCUUCCUUGUGGUUCUACAUUACAAACAUGAUAUAAUUGUCUUAUUUUUGGCGAUUUAAUCUCACAGCUCAUCUUGUGCCACCUUUGGUGAUUACGAUCUAAAUAUUUAGAAAUAUGUGUGGGUGAAAAGGAAGUGCCUGUUUUGAGACAUUUUCAUAUUUCUGAGGAUGCUCUUUCCAUUUUUCAGAGAACAGAUGACUGAAAGGAACAUUUCAUUGCAACUCUUUUGCACGUUUUGAAUGUGCACAAUGCAGCACAUUUAGAAACAGUGAACAGUUUUGCUCCGCGAGCUCAAACAUACAUAUUGUAUGCCUGCUAUGAGCAUUAUCACAACUUAAAUUUAAUAUCCUUUAAGUUAAUUUCUUCAGCUUGAGCAGUUCAGUAGUUGGUUCGUACCUCACGCUCAUACUGUCGUCAGUGGAAACUAGUGAUGUUGAGAUGAAAGUUGAUAGAUAUGUGGCUCCCCCAGAAGAAGGCAAAGCUGACAAGUCUUGGAUGCCCUUGUUGGUGCUGUAAGCUCAGUUCAGCACAGACGUUCUGACUCUAUACAGUCUUACUUGUUUGAACAGGAAAAAGAAAGAUGGCGACAUGGUUGUUACGAGCAUUUCAUGUUAUAACAAAGAAGAGGAAAAAGGAGUGUUUUGAUCUAGAUAAAUAAAAAAAAAGAUUAUUUUAAUACAGGGUUUUAUGUUGAGGAGGUGUAAUUUUAGCUAUUUUUUGGUAUGAAGAUAUAUAUUUGGUACUACAGCGGAUUUUACUGCUAGUUUUUGGUGGUGAAAGAGGACAUUGUGCACAGAAAAGGGGGCACUUUGGUCAAUGUGCACAGUUUGUUUUUUUUUCCCCCCACAUGCCCCCAUCCCACAACACACACACGUACCUCUUAAAUGGCCUGUGUCAGUAUAAAUGGACUCAUCCUGAACCGUUUGGUCUACCAAUCUUCACGUUUGCAUCAUUUCGUCUUGAGGAUUGUUUUGUCACAAUUACUUUUCUUCUCCUUUUUUUCUUAAAUCUUUGAUACUUAUCAGCAUCUCCUCAUGGUUUAAAAAACAAGAACGAUUGUAGAUGUUGAUGAAUUAUGAUCUGUCUGUACGGAUUCCCUGAAGCACAAUGAAAUAAUUAGAUAAUCAGGUCUGUAAGUGGCAUUACCUGGCCAUUUCAGCUCUAAAAUGAUGCUGCCUCUUGUAGCUUUUGUACAGUAACUUAUCUCUGUAUUUUAAUGUCUUUGCAAGAAAAAGGGCUUUUAGAAUUGACUAAUAACCCCCCAAAAAAUCAAUGUUUUCUGAUAUAAAGAUGAAAAAAAAUCCUCUUUUCUUACCAUAAUUUAUUACAUGGAUCAAAUUAUUUGGGUUUGGAAAAAUCAUUUUGUGUAAAUUAACAAAAACUUUGAGGCUUUCUGUGCUGCUCCGAAACUGUAAAUGCAACACAAACCUCUGGCUACUUAGGCUUUGAAAUUUUCAGGUCGACCGUGAUCUUACAUGACAUUUUCUUCAGGUUAUCAAGAUUUGUUCCAACUCAUCUUUAAGAAUCUGACUGAAGGAUUUGAUGAAACAUCUAUGCAACCCGUACAAAGUGCUGAAGCCCUGAUGUAAAUGGCCAAGCUGCCCAUCAGCAGCUUGAUUUGGCAUUACUUCUGCAGGUGACCAGUUUUCAUUUCUUUUUUUGUGUUCCACAAACAUUUCUACAAGGGCUUGUGCACGCGUUUGUGUCAUGUUGGAAGAGUUGUGCCAAGCGCAGAAGAAACACAACUUUCUGGGAGUUGGAGAAAAUGUUUCGGGUGACGAUGGUGAAUGUCUGUGCUUGCAGGCCAGGGCAGCAGCAUUUUCCGGCUGGCAGGAGACGGUCCGGCUGCUGGAUGUCCUAUUUCAUCCGCAGACCAACGUCACUCUCAAAAGUCGAGUUGGACAGGUGUUGAAACCUUUCCAUCUGCCUUUGGCCCUCAAGAGCAGAAAAGACUAGCUCUCUGAGGAGAGAGUGAGUGACUGACAAGAAUGGAGGGAAAAAAAGUGUAAAUAAAGAGCAGCCAUUUUUAGAUGUCUCUAAAAGAGGCCUUAACAGUACACCAGAUUUUUACUUGUCAGAGUAUCUCCUAAAUGUUAUGGAAAAACAAGAUGAGAUAGAUGUUAAAUUGUAAGAGAAAUUGUAUAUUAAACAUUUCUUAGUCUUGUUGAAAUAAAGACUGCCAAUAUUUAAA